This is a messenger RNA of Panicum virgatum (switchgrass), 4575 nucleotides long. Its product is annotated as sister chromatid cohesion protein PDS5 homolog A-like. Bases 147 to 4235 code for a protein of 1362 amino acids. NCBI's taxonomy places the organism in Eukaryota, Viridiplantae, Streptophyta, Magnoliopsida, Poales, Poaceae. The transcript is spliced from 28 exons. The record is from RefSeq and is a predicted model, not a curated record. Gene Ontology annotation, biological process: mitotic sister chromatid cohesion; DNA repair. Gene Ontology annotation, cellular component: nucleus; chromatin.
CGACCUAGCCGACCCCGCGCUCUGACACCCUGCUUUCUCCUCAAAUUCAUGGCCUCCGCCUCAUCCUCCGUCCCCGCCCGUUCUCCCACCGCGUAGCAUUCUAGGGUUUCGGAUUCCGGGAUCCAGGCGCCGCCGCGCCGCCCGCAAUGCCCGACUCGCCGGAGCAAGUCGUGAGGGAGGUCGGGAAGCACCUCGCGCAGCCGCGCCUAGGCAAGGACGCUCUCGUCAAGCUGCUCAAGCAAGCUGAAAAUGCAUUAUCAGAGCUUAGUCAAUCAUCCUCUCUGCAGGAUGCUCUUCAUGCUUUGAGUAAAUCUCUAGCCCAGACCACUUUACUCAACCAUAAGGACAAGGAUGUCAAACUUCUUGUUGCUGUUUGCUUUAUUGAGGUUAUGCGGAUCCUCGCACCUGAUCCACCUUUUAGCGAUGAAAUACUUAAGGAAAUAUUUAGGCUAUUUAUCAGCAUAUUUGCAGACCUUACUGAAACUAGCAGUCCAUAUCUUACUAGAAGGAUGAAGAUAUUGGAAAGUGUUGCUGCGCUUCGAUGUUCUAUGAUAAUGGUUGACAUUGGCUGUGAGGACUUGAUUCUUGAUAUGGUCAAAAUUUUCUUCACAUCGGUGAGGCAAGGUCUUCAGCAGAGUGUGUGCCAAGCCAUGCUAUCAAUUAUAGUGCAAAUAUUGAAUGAAAAAGUUACCCAACCUCUUGUGGAUUUGAUUUUACGCAAUUUAGUAAAAGAUGGCAAGGGAGCAUCCCACAAACUUGCUUUUGACAUCAUCCAUAAUUGUCCUGAGAAAUUGGAGCCUAUCGUUCGCAGUUUUUUGUCCUCAUGCAUUUUUAACAAGGAUAUUCCAGUUAAUGACCUCAGGAAAUUACAUCACAAAGUUAUUCUGGAAAUAUACCAGUGUGCACGCCAGAUCCUUUUUGCUGUCAUUCCAAACUUGACACAUGAACUUCUCAGUGAGCAAGUUGAUAUACGACUGGAGGCAGUUCACCUGAUUGGGAGGCUUCUUGCCUUAUCUAAUCUUCAUUUUGGUCAAGAAAACAAGUUAGUUUUUAUAGAAUUCCUGAAGAGAUUCUCCGAUAAGUCUGCAGAAGUUAGAAUUGCUGCAAUUGAUGCAGCAAAAGCCUGCUACAUGGUUAAAUCAUCUGGGGAUGAAGCGCAAGAUAUACUUAGUAAGGCGCUUUUAUUGGUUGUUCUUCUUUAUAGAUUGCUGUGUUGUCAGCCUUUUCAUGUUGAUAUUCAUUUCUUUGCAGCAUCUCUUCAAGGAAGGUUACUAGAUUUUGAUGAAAAAGUGAGGAUUCGAGCUGUUAACACUGUCUGUGAUUUAGCCAAAUCAAAUCUUAGCUUGUUUCCUCAUGAAGUGAUAUUGCUUGCAGCUGAGAGGCUGCGUGACAAAAAGGCAUCUGUUAGAAAAAAUGUGAUGCAUAAGUUGCUGGAGCUGUAUCGAGAUUACUGUGAGAAAUGCUCAAAAGGAACUGCUACAGUGAACACUCAUUAUGAACAAAUCCCAGCUAAACUUAUAGUUUGUUUCCAUAAUGAUAUUGAAUCCUUCAGGCCACAGAAUAUGGAACUAAUAUUUGCUGAAGAACUCUUCCCAUCAUCACUUUCUCCAAAAGAAAGAGCAACCCAUUGGAUUGAGUUUUUUUCUUAUUUCAAACCGGAACAUAUUAAGGCUUUGAACAUCAUCUUUUCUCAGAAGAGAAGGUUGCAAUUGGAGAUGCAAGCGUAUUUAUCGCUCCGAGCAAAGAAGGAGGAACCUUCAGAUGAAAUACAGAAGAAAAUCUGCGCAUCAUUCAGAAAGAUGGCAACAUCCUUUGCAGAUACCUCUAAAGCUGAAGAAUGCUUUAAAAAUUUGCACCAGAUGAAAGAUAAUAACAUAUUUAAGGAUUUGGUUGGAUUAAUCGAUGAGGGAACUACUUUUGCGACAAGCUGUUUGAUCAGAGAUUCGUUUCUCAAGAGGAUUGGACACAAACACCCAAUACACAGCUUUUUCAAAAUUCUGUCUAUAAAAUGUUCAUAUUCAAUAUUUAAUCGGGAGAUGAUCUGUGCUAUCUUUGAAUCUCUUUUAUCCUGUGGAAAUGAACUAACUGAUUAUGUGGACUCUGCUUGUGAUCUUUUACUGGUAGUUGCAUUGGUGUUUCCAUCAUUAUUCCGAGGGUCAGAGGAGUACUUGCUUAAGUUAUUAUCCGAAGAAUCAGUCCUGAUAAAUGAGAAGACUCUCCGGAUCUUGGCACAUUUGGCGAAACCCACACACCAUUUAUCUAUUAGUUUCAGCAAUGUCAUCUACCCAUUAUUGGAGCAAAAGUGCAUUGAAGGAACUCGUGCUGAAUCAAAAUAUGCUAUCACUGCAAUUGCUUCACUGCACUCCCCAGAUGAUCAGAAAUUUGCUAAAUUAUGCAAGAAAGUUGUUUCUGGUCUAAAUGAUAAUCGCAAUGUGCCAACACUAUUACAGUCUUUGGGCUCAAUAUUGGAGCAUUCCCCUUCUGUCUAUGAGUUAUAUGGCAGGCAGAUCGUCAAUUCCAUUCAAGAUAUUUUGAUGUCAACUGAAUUCAUUUCAACAUCUGGACAGUCAUCCCUUGAUGGCAAUUCUACAUGCUGCUGCUCAUGCAAACUGAAGGUUUAUUGUCUUAAAGCCCUUGUCAAAGGUUUUUUACCAAGAAUAGCUCGUGCUCGAAUUAAUGGUAUUCUGGGGAAGUUGUUGGAAUAUGAGAAGGGUCUUUUCCCAGACAUUGCUCUAUGUGAAAAUGAUAGUCUGUAUCUGCAGCUGGCCGCUGGGAAAUGUGUACUGAAAUUAGCUACAAGAUGGGAUUCACAUAUUUCACCAGAAUUAUUUCGUAACACAAUUCUCAUGGCAAGGGAUCCUUCAUAUAUUGUUCGUAAAUCAUUUAUUUGCAAACUUUAUGGCCUCUUAAAGAGACGUGCAAUCCCAGUUAGAUAUGCAUGUGCUUUGGCACUAGCGUCAACAGAUUGCUCUGGAGAUGUCCGUGCUGAAUCGGCAAAUUACUUAAGUGAAGUGCUAAAGGAGCAAAGAAGGUUUUUUGUUCAACAGAACAGAGCAAGCAAAGAUUCAAUUGUAGACAACCCAGCAUAUGCUGUGGUUUUCUUGAUCCAUACUCUAGCAUAUGAUGGGGGGUUCCCUUCCAAUUAUAUUGAAGAUCAGACUAGCUUUCCUGAAUUUUGCAGCCCGCUUUGUGUGAUGUUGAGGGCACUAGUUGAAGUAGACAGUUUUAACAGAACUGAGCAUGGUCCCACGAUCAGUUCCGUAUCAGUUCUGUCAGGGAUCUUCCGUGCUAUUCAGAAGGCUGAGGAUCCAUCUGAUUCUGAGAUCACUCCAAAAUUGCACAUUCUCUCGAAAAUUGGCUUGCUUAUUAUAAAAGAUCUUGAUAAGCAUUGCAAGAUGUCUGAUUCUCCACGCCAUAUUCUUUUGCCCUCAUCUUACUAUAAAUUAUCUGGGAGUGAAAGAAAAGUAGAUGAAUGCCAAGAGAAUUUCAUUAGUGAUAAGCUUGUAAAGAGAAUUCUCAAAGCUCAUGAACCUUAUAAACAUCAGGACAAUGUUAAAUGCUCUUUUGUUUCUGAGAGGGUAUCAAGUGAAUCUGCUCCUGAAAGGGAAGCUUGUUCCGCGCUAAGCAAAUUAGUGGGACGGAAUGCAAGUGUUUGUGAUAAAGGGAAAGGGAACAAAAGUUUGGCAUCUGGGAAAUCUGUGUCCAAGAAAAAGGAUCAGAAUACUAAUAGUAGCUUGGAGAAAGAAAAUGUGUCAUCUUGUGGUUCUGCUGGCACAAAGUUGUCAUCUCCAGGCUCCUUGGGUUUAUCUAAGGAAGCUGAUUCUGGAGAUUGUGUCUCCCUCUUGGAUAAGCAGAAGCGGCCUAUGAAUAGGUGCUCCACCAGGAAUACUAGAGCUUCAGAGGCAGAUCCUAACUCUUGUAGGAAAACUGUGGACAUUUCCAACUUUCGUCUCAGAGAAUGUUCCUUUAAGAGAGAUCAUGACAAGGGUUCAUCUGAAUCCCAGAAGCAUGAAGCUUUGCUUUCUGGCUCUUUGGUUUUAUGCAGUGAACUUGAAGACAUUGGUGAUUGCGAUGACAAUUUUGUGAAACCGCCUUUAUCAAACAAAAGAGCCGACCUUAAGAAAAGGGGCAAGAGAGCAUUACAGUUGUUGAAUUCGCAGAACAGUUCUGAUGUAACUGGUGUUGACACAAGAGAUAAUGUUCGAUGCACUAGAGCAAGGAAGGUGCGAGUAUAAACAGCUAGUAUUCACUGUUUGUCGGCCAAUGUAAAUACUUAGUUUUAGAAUCAUUUCUAACCUGUGCGCAUCCGCUUGCCACUAUUUUGGACCAAAGGCAUUGGCCCUGCUUUAUAAGUUUAUAUUGAAAUCAUAUGUACGCAGGGGUUACCGGCUUUCUACAAAAUUAGCGAAGUAGAGACCCACAUCAGCUUGCAAAUGUUGCUGUGAGGAUACGAAAAACUUGGUCUCAAACUCUCGAUCGGCCAUGUAACAGUGCAAUUUAAAUAGAGACGGACAAGUGAGUUAGUGUGUGAUAUCUUAUCUAAUUUUAUCCUUGAUUAGUAGUUUCUGUUGGACA